CAUUUCGAUGUGAAGUGUUUCUCAUUGUCUCUGCUACACCGCAAUAACAAGUAUUCUCCUCCUCUCGCUCCGGCUCCACCAAUUAAUAAAUUAAGAAUAAAGAGAGAAGAGAAUACCAUAGCAGCAGGGACAAUGGGUUUCAACAAAAACCUUCUCCUAUUCGUGUCACUAUCUACCCUCCUCAUAUCCACCAACGCCAUGCCCCUAUUCUCCCUCAUCGCACCCUCUCCCUCUCCCUCUUCCUCCCCAUCACAACACAUCUUCGACAAAGCCCUAAAAGCCUCCCAAAAUAUCUUCCAGCCCGAGCUCAUAGAGUUUUGCCAAGGCACAGAAAACCCCACUCUCUGCGCCGACACCAUCGCCCCAUUGUUCCACGGAACCUUCGACCCCAUCAAGGCCCUCGAGACCGAAAUCCAAGCCACCCUCAACCAGACCCUCAAGGUGGCUUCCGUCAUCGCCAAUUCCCUCGUCAACCCCGCCACCGACAAAAACGCCCUCGACGCCCUCGACAUAUGCAAGUCGCAGUACGAGAGCAUCGUCGACACCACCAAGGAGUCCUUGGAGCUUUUGAGCCGACAGAACGUGGUCGAUGCUUACUACAAGUUCAACUCCGUUAUCUCCUACCAAUCCUCGUGCGAGGACGCCUUCGCUGAAUCUCCCGGCGUUGAAAAUCCCUUCGCUCACGACUCCUUGACCGUGUUUCAGCUCGGUGGCAAUUGCUUGGCCAUCAUGGAUGGCUUGGUUAAUGGCCGCAACCGCUUCUAGUUUUGUUGCUGCUACGUGGGAGGAGAAUUCACUGAAUCUGCAUCUGCAUGCAUGCAUGCGGUUUAACUGCUGCUUCUGUCAUCCUACAUUUCAGGUGGUUCUUGGGGUUUGGUCACGUGUUGUGAUCACAGUUUUGUCUAGUUUUGUUUUUAAUUAACGGGGGGAAUAACUGCGAGCUAGAGGUUUUGACGCUCUUCAGUUUUUUGUUGUGGGGGUGAAACUGAUGAUGGGAGUGCAGAGUUAAAUUAAAUUAUUACAUGUAUGUAUGUAGUAGGUAUGAUUGGAUCAGAAGCUGCUUUUCUGUGCCUUUUUUAUUUUACUUUUAAUGGCAGAAGGACACGUCUUUUAUUCA
This is a messenger RNA of Cajanus cajan (pigeon pea), 1117 nucleotides long. Its product is annotated as putative pectinesterase/pectinesterase inhibitor 28. The record is from RefSeq and is a predicted model, not a curated record. Lineage: Eukaryota; Viridiplantae; Streptophyta; Magnoliopsida; Fabales; Fabaceae. Gene Ontology annotation, molecular function: enzyme inhibitor activity.